Molecule: messenger RNA, 738 nt
Organism: Aspergillus terreus NIH2624
Lineage: Eukaryota; Fungi; Ascomycota; Eurotiomycetes; Eurotiales; Aspergillaceae
Exons: 2
Coding region: 1-738 (245 amino acids)
Biological process (GO): transmembrane transport
Cellular component (GO): plasma membrane; fungal-type vacuole membrane
Molecular function (GO): transmembrane transporter activity
Source: RefSeq, a predicted model, not a curated record
AUGAGCGAUUUGGAGGAAGGCGAGGACCUACAACAUGGCCAAAAGGUGGUCAAAACAAAGGUCGACACACAGGAAGUGUUGUCCAGAAGAGCGUUAUCUCGAAGCAAGUUGCAAAAAUUCAUAGACACCUUUAUCAGAGUCUCCGGGAUAGAGACCAGAGGGAUCGAGCCGGUCCCUGCAGAUCAGCGACAGCCCGCUACGCCGGACAGCUACGCUCGAAUAUUCCAGCUAUGGCUAAGCUCAUCCUUGACAGCGAACAACAUGAUCGUGGGCAUGUAUGGCCCUUCAUUCUACAACCUGGACUGGACGCAGGCCGUCGUCUGUGGUGUAUUCGGGGCCAUUAUCGGGAGCAUGGCCACCGGCUAUAUGAGCACAUGGGGCCCCAAGAGUGGGAAUCGUACACUGGUCGUCACGAGAUACUUCUUGGGAUACUACCCGAGCAAAGUAUUCUACGUGUUGAACACAUUGACGAUGCUUGGAUACGCGAUGGUGAACGGCAUUCUUGGAGGACAGAUUAUCUUCACUGUCUCCGGAGGCCACACAGGGGUUUCAGUGGGCAUUAUCGUCGUCUCCGUCCUGACCUGGUUCAUCGCAACCGUGGGCAUGCAUGUGUUCCACGUGUACACCAGGUACAUAUCUCCAUUCCACCCAAUCUAUGCGCGCCCACAUUCCCAUGCUGAAUCUCACGACCCAACAGAUACGCCUGGAUCCUCCAACUCUCCAUCCUCUCCAUCAUGA